CAUUGCGGCUCCUCUCCCCACAACAACACUGCUACACUCACACACUCGGACACCCAAACACCAUAAUACUGUGCCCUAGUGUCCUGUGAGCCUCCUUGACGACAUGUGACUCCCCCUGCAGCUCACGUAGCCUCCAGGGGCAGCCAUGGCGUCUGAAAUAGAGACAUACAUCGCCCAGAACUGUGUGUGGGAGAAACUUCCUCUCUCCGUCAAACAGCUGCUGGGGAACUCACAGAAGGAGUAUGAGAAGCAGGUGGCGGAGUACAGCAUCAAGACACAGCAGAGGUUCAGGGGAAACUUAGUACGUCAAAUAGUGAAGAAUGAAAGGUCUUACUACGAGGACCUGCUUUCCUACAGCCGGGCUCACCUCAUGAUGUACCCUUACCACCUCUCCGACAUGGUGGUGAAGGGCCUCCGAGUGACGCCCUUCCAGUAUUACAUCUCCAUCCUCACCGAGAUCAUGACGGCUGAGAAAAGCUACGAUUCAUUGCCUAAUUUCACGGCUGCUGAUUGUCUGCGUCUCCUGGGCAUCGGUCGGAACCAGUACAUUGACCUCAUGAACCAGUGCAGGUCGAGCCGCAAGCUGUUUAGGAAGAAGAACGUAAGGGACCUCCUGCCAGCGUGUCCUUCAGAGAUCACAGUGGAGUCUUGGUGGAUGGUGUGUGUUGGCUGCAUCACCGAGGACGACAUAAAGAGCUUGGUGAAGGAGAGGGAGAAGGUGGUGAUUGACUCCCUGAUAGAUGAAGGACCACAGAAGGCUGGUGACCUGGACAAGGAGUGCGUUCAUAGCUUAUAUGCGAAGGGUCUGGUGUACCUGGAUGUGCCAAUCAACGACACAGACCUAAUUUCUGUACCACCGCUGGAAGGCUUUGUGAUGAACAGAGUACUGGGCGACUACCUGGAGAGCCUCAUGUAUAAAAUCUUUGUCUCCAUUGAUGAACACACCCAUGUCUGUGAGCUGGCCAAGAUGCUGGAGAUCGACCUGUCUCUCGUCAAGGUGGCCAUCUCUCUCUUCUGCCGCCUUGGGUUUGCCCACAAAAACGCUGAGACGUCCACACUGGAGAUGCAUCCGUCUUGGGAAGCUGCCACCACCUCUCUCAACUCUAGGAAGAACAUGCCAGCGUCCACCACCGCAGACGACCUCCUUCUGCUCGAGCUGGAGUCUGCACUUGCCGAGAGCACACCAGGGGAGGGAGGCAUGGAAGACCCAGGCCAGACCACCCCCCAUACCCCCUUGGAUGACCCACUGGCUUCUGGGUUCUCCUUUCCUGGCCAAAACAAAAGGAUCGCGUUUUUGUACGACUCAACACUCACUGCUUUUCUCAUGAUGGGCAAUUUGUCGCAGGGUCUGAAGAGUCAUGCGGUCACCAUGUUUGAGGUGGGCAAGAUGCUGGAUGAAGGGCUGGAUUCCCUCAUCUCAGAGCUCGACAAGAUACAGAGGUCAGACUCCGAGGGUGAAGCACAGAGGUACUUUGAACACGCCCUCACCCUACGCACUUCAGUCACCUUCCUACGCCACAACCGGGAGCUGUGUCCGCCCUCCCAGGAGCUCCCGCCAGCCCUAGACCUUAUACGCUGGGAGAGUCUUAGUAACUUGGACCCUGCCACCACUGCCAGGCUGCUGAAGAAGAACUAUCAGUUUCUGGUGUCCAUGGCCCCACUGAGCUACGAGAUCUCGGCCAUUGAGGGAGAAACACCACCUCACUUUGGUCCAGCAGUUCCUGAGGUUAAUUCCACCUGGUUUAAGCUGUACAUUUACCACAUCACCGGGUCAGGGCCUCCGUCACUGCUGCUGCCUCAAGGGGAGCGUCUGCGGCGACUACCUGAGUGCCUGGUGGGGUACGAGAAGGUGCUGGUGACACCCUGGGGACAUGACCCAACUGUGGUGCCCCUCGCUGCCCUCUUCACCACUGUCAAUGAGGCUCUGAUGCAUUCCCCUGUCUUCAUUCAAGCGUAUGGAUGGUACCAUGACGUUUGCAUUCAGCACAUCCCAUUCCCUCUGGAAAACUCAAAGUUAGCACAGCACCCGGCCGUCCAGACCCUAGCACGACACCUGGACCUGGACCACACCUUUGGCUACAUCAAGCUGGUGGCAUUCCCUCUGGUCGACACCCCUGGGGCCUCCUCUCUCUCAGCUGCAGAGAUCACCACAGGCAUGCCGCAGGGAACGCCAGCCACCGCCACCCCUGCCAGGCCUCUCUUGGCACCCACAUCCCCGCAGGUUGCCGAUGGGGAGGCUGGGGAAGAGGAUGCGUGUGAUGGUAGUCAGGCGUCGCUCCCCCAGGUGGUCAGUUUUGAUGAUGUGGCUAGUUUGUCGCUGGACACUGCUCGGUCAGGCCAGGAGGUUCACAGUGACCGAGGCUCCAUGACACUGCCGCUGGGAGGGCUGGCGGCGGUGGACCAGUGGCACCUUUUAGAGUGUCACUUUGGCCUGCCACUCUUUGAUGCUACACUCAACCAGCAAGUGUCCCGUAAGAUCACCACACACCAUCUCUUCAGCCCAGAAAGUGUUGAGAAGUUUAGUGAAUCAAACAAGCAUCUGGUGAGUCGUCUUCGAGAAUUCAUCAGCAACAACAAAGCACAGGGAGUCAACCCAGAGGUACGCAAGUGUGGAGGAUGUAGGGAAGGUGUCUCAAACCUCCCUCUGCCCACCACACCACUGCUCUUCUCAGGCGGGUCACUGGCGCCAUGGGAGGGGUCCUGAUGCCUUCACCCGCACCCCCAUGACCCCCACAAUGCCGCCCACCCCUUCUGAGAGAGCUGGGAGGUGCACUGAAGGGGAGAAAUGAGUCCCGUCCGUCAGAGGAAUGAGUAAGAGAGGCAGUGUUGUUGGUAGGAGUUUGGUUUGUUUUGGUUUGUGUAGAGAGGUGUUGGUGAGGUGUUGAGAGAGGAAAAGGGUCUAAUCAAAUGUAUUCUUCUAUGUGUGUGUGUCUGUGUGUGUUUAGAAGAGUCCUGUGGUGUGCGUCAAGCUCAGAAACACACACACACACACACACACACACACACACACACACACACACACACACACACACACACACACACACACACACUUCACAAAACACGCCACUCUGUCCAUACACUCAGAAACUCUAAAACACACAACUCAAUCUUAACAAGUGUAAAUAUUUUGAGUGCAUCGCAGAAAACGGAUACAAAAACACAAAAAUGAACAAGUGAUAGGAGAGAGAGAGAGAGAGAGAGAGAGAGAGAGAGAGAGAGAGAGAGAGAGAGAGAGAGAGAGAGACACACAUAGAUACAUUUUUCUUAUUCAGUCCAUCUAUGCUCUCCUUAUCCAUCACUAGUUUAAAAUGAUCUUCCUACUUCUUUCCACGUUACCAUUACCACAUACCACCCGUCUUCCAGCCACAGAUCCCUCUCACACACACACACACACACACACACACACACACACACACACACACACACACACACACACACACACACACACACACACAUCUCUCCCUCACUCACAAACUCACGAUUUCCUACCUCACUACCAACACACCCACACUCAUCCUCCUCCCUAUCUCCCUCACUCACUCACUCAUUCAUCACACACACUCAUCCUCUCCUCCCUACCAACACACCUCAGACACCCAACUCCCUCACAGUAUUGGAUUUCAGCCUUGGUACAGCCUUCACACACCACAACACAAGGGUAUGCUAGUAGAGAGUGUCUGAGAGAAGUCUGAUGUGAAAAGAUCUAUAAGAUUUAAGAGGUUUAAUUGUUGCUCCUGUUUCUGAGUUUGUGAUUUGAAGAGAUGGGAGGUGGUGUAUUGUUGCUGAGUGUUUAUAUACGGAAGACAAAGAGGAAAGUGUGUCAAUGUGUGGUUUGAUAGAGAGAAUAGUGUUAGUAUUUCAUGUGAGGGUCAUGUAUGGCUGCUCUGUGUGAGGUAAAAGUUUAUGAGACAGGAAAUGUGAUGUGAUGUGAGGGAAAUUACCAGCAAAUGUGAAUAAUGUUUUUAGCUACAGAAUCAAAGCAUUAAUGGAGACUGGAUACAUGGAAGGGGUGUUUAUGAAGAAGUGGUGAAAGUAGUGAUGAUAAAUGCCAAAAGGAAGUGUUCGAGAAAGAUGAAGAAGAAAAGGGAUAAUCGUAUAUAAAGAAAGGUGUUUGCGGAAGAUAAUGAUGUAGAAGUGAAAUAGUAAUGAAGGCAGUAUAGAGAAGAAAAACAACUUAAUCCUGGCAGAAAACAUUGUAACCUGUGAUAGAGAAGGUGUUAAUGGAGACUUAUAACCGAAGAAUGAGUGUUAAGUGAAGUUUAUGAUCAAGAAUAAGAUGUUUUACUGGUGACACUGGUACAGGAAGACAAUUAUUGAUGGUGGUUUUACAAAAGCAGUGUUUACUAAUGUCUACUGAUUAAUGGUACAAGAAGUGUUGAUGACUUCAGCAGUAUAGAAAGGCAAGAGAGAAGUAAUGUUUAUUGAUGUCAAGAGUGCAGAAAAAAAAUGUUAUGAAUUCUGAUGAUGUUGAAAGAAAUGGUUUGUUGAUAAGUGAUGAUACAGAAGCAGAAGAGAACCAGUUAUUGAUGUUAAGAAAGAAGUUUUAUUGAUUCUGGCAGUAUAGAAGGACAUUGUUUAUUGAUAAGUGAUGAUACAGAAGCAGAAAAGAACCAUUUAUUGAUGUUAAUGGUAAAGAAAGAAGUGUUAUUGAUUCUGGCAGUAUAGAAGUAUUGUUUAUUGAUAAGUGAUGAUACAGAAGCAGAAGAGAACCAUUUAUUGAUGUUAAUGAUAAAGAAAGAAGUGUUAUUGAUCAUGGCAGUAUUGGAAGAAUCAGUUUAUUCAAUAGUGAUACAGAAACACAAGAGAAGUGUUAAUGAUUCUGCCCGUAGAGAAAGAAAGACAGUUUAUUGAAUAGUGGUGAUACGGAAGCAAAAGAGAAUCGUUAAAUGGUGUUAAUGGUGAAGAAAGAAGUGUUAUUGAUUCUUGUGGCAUAGAAACAUUUAUUGAAAGUGGUGAUAUGGAAGCAGAAGAGAAAUGUCAUUGAUUCUGGUGGCAUAGAGAGACAUUUUUGAGAUAAGAAUACAGAAGUGGGUCUCUCUCUCUCUCUCUCUCUCUCUCUCUCUCUCUCUCUCUCUCUCUCUCUCUCUCUCUCUCUCUCUGUUCUAAGGGGUGUAGAGCGCAGGGAAGGGUUGCAACAUUCCAGGACGGGCUGAGAUGUGUCUAUGCAGUAAUAGUGUCAAAAAUAUAAACCGAAAACCAGGAGGUGUCGUGAAAAUUGUAGUCGUCAGGUGAAUAGUUACAAUAGUAGUAGUUGGACGAUGCAAGUUGUGAAUAUUAAUGGUAGGUAGUUGUAGUAGUAGUAGGUAGGAGAAGCAGCACAAGAAGUAAUAGUAACCAGGAGCUGUUAUAACAAGGGGAGCCAUUACAGUCUAGCCACUGCAGUCUAACACCGAGUCAUUCUCACGUAACAGGAAAUCAAAAUAGAAGGUUUUACGACACGAAACAGCACCACAACUCAAUAUCUGUGUGUAUUUUGUGUAUUUACGUAUUACUCCGCCUGCUCCCCUCCUCCCCACCCUUCCCAUACCAGCCUUCAUAAUGGGGAGUGUCAUGAAUAGUGUUUUUCCAGUCAGUACAUAUUUUUCCAAACUGCGAUAACUUUACUGGGAUAAAAAAAAAAGAAAAAGAAAAAAAAGAUGAUUUUAAGGGAGAUAUUAUUUUAUUCUAGUCUUUUUAUUUUUAUUUUUAUUUGUUUCAUUUACUUUAUUAUUUUUAUUUUUUCAGUGUUAAGUCUUCCAAUACUUUUUUUUUCCCUUCAGUGUUUUAAAUCUUCCAAUACAGUUAUUAUUUAUUUAUUUAUCUAUUUAUUAUUUUAUUUAUGUAUUGUGUAAGGUUGACAUGAAUGGCGCUGUGUCUGUUUCCAAGGCUGUAAGACUGUAGUGGCUAAGAUUAAGAUGGUUACACUACUCUAUUUGCAGUAGUAGUAGCAGUUGUAGUUGGUUUUAUGAUAGUAAUGUAAUAGUAAGUGUUGGAAUAGUAGUAGGAAUAGGAAUGUUAGUAGUAGUAGUAGUAGUAGGAAUGUAGUAGUAGUAGUAGUAGUAGUAGUAGCUGCCACAUUUGAAAUAGUAAAGAUUAGCACACACUAUAUCGCCAAACAUAUCACAACUCAUGCCACUAACACAGACAAUCACCUUUAAUUCACCACCAUCACCACCACCACCUUCACUGCCCCCCACCAGCCCUCCUUCCUUCAGUCCCCCACCUCCUUUCAACACUUUACUCAGAUUUAAAAGGCAACAAAGCACCAAGAAUUCUAUGAUGCUGUCAAUUUUAUGCGUCAUUCUCAGCGGUCUCAUGUUUUUUCAGUUUUCCGAAGGGCGAGUGGCUAUGAAGUGCUUGAGAUUCUUUGACACUGAUUUUUCUUUAUUUUCGAGUUAUUUUUCACUUAAUUUUGCCUUCAAUGUUAGUUUGUGGUGUUUAGUUUACAGUCCAUCUUUUGAAUCUAACGUGUAAUUUUGUGAUGCCUUGAAGUGUUUUAAAAUGUUGCCUAUUUUUGUGAUUCAUUGAUAGAUUUAUAUGGCUUCACUUUCUCUCAUUGUCUUUCACUUUCAGAUGUCUUAGGGAGGUUGAUUUUCUGAUUCUAGAGUGACAGAUUGCCACUUUCACUUUCCUUCAUUUGUUACUCAAUUGUCUAGUUAACUGGUUAGGUUAGAUUAGAUUAGUUUAGGUAAUUCAUUCUGUGGCUCUAGACUGACAGAUUGCCACCUUCACUUUCCCUCACAUGUCACCUUUUUUAUUUAUUUAUUUACUUUUUUUUAUGUAAGAGGGAGAACUACCAAGGGCAAAAAUGUGGAUAUUAAAAAAAAAAAAAAAGGCCACUGGAAUUGUAGCCUCCAUAAAAGAUUCAAAAGAGUUAGUUUAUUGGUUAGGUGAGGUGAGGUGAGGUUAGGUAACUCAUUCCAUGGCUCCAGAGUGACAGAUUAGCAUCUUUGUUUUGUCUCACCUGUCAGUCAAAUGUUUAGUUAAUUGGUUUGGUCAGAUAACAUUCCAUGGUUCCAAAUUAACAUGACUUUUUCUCUUCAAACAUCUGCCAAUAACGUAACCUGACUUUACUCAUUCCACGGUUCCAGAUUGGCAUUUAACUUUCUUCUCUUCAAACGUCAUAUUUCCCUCUAACUUAACCUAACCUAACUCAUUCCACGGUUCCAGAUUGACUUUCUCUCUUCAACGUCACAUUGCCGCCUUGUAUAGUGACUCACUUUGGACACAUCACCACCAUCACUUCCUCACACUUCACUCACAUUCAUCACCGCACAUCUGUACAUAUUGCAGCACACCCCACUCACCUCUCGCCAGACGCCAGCACACCGCCACUGACCACCAGCACACCCACCGCCAGCCACCAGCCAUAUCAUCCACUGCCCGCCGCCCCCUCCACCUCUCCACCAGUCCACGUCCAAAGCUUCUAUCCACAAAAUAGUGAACGCAUCCAUGUUUAUUGAAUUGAUAACUUUCACUCAUGGCGUCUUUUUCCCCAUGUGUGUUUCCCAUUUGUGAUUUGCCUGUGGUUGCUUAAAUUAGGUAGAUUUGACUAGAGAAUAUUAGGUUAGGUUGAGUUAGAUUUGGUUUGAUUAGAUUAGAUAAGUUAGGUUAGGCUAGGUUAAGUUAGAUGAGGUUAGGUUAGGUUAGGUUAGAGUCAAAUAUUUUAUCAUGGGGACAUUUUUCAUGGUGGAAUCUGAGUGAAUAUAUCCUUCCACUACUUAUAGAACUAAAAACCCAAUAUACUUUACCCCCAUAAGCAUUUCUUCCAUAGUAAAUCCCAUUGUUAGGUGAGCUUAGAGUAACUUCAAACUCAGCAUGUGGGGAUUGUCUUAGGUGGAACUUGACCAGAGAACAUAAGUGGAGUGAAUGACGGAUUAUUGUUGGACUAUUGGAGUGUUCUGAGUGACCAAGGAACGGCCAAACCAGGGAUCGAUACCAAGUGCUUCCAGGGGCAAGGCGGUGAUGGGAAAUGACAGGGAGUAGAUGAGAGUGAUGGGAAGCGACAGAAAAUGGCAGGAAAUAAGUAAGAGUGAUGGGAAGUGAAGAAAAGUGAUGGGGGGGUGACAGAAAAUGACAGGGAAGUAAAUGAGAGUGAUGGGAAGUGAUUUGAAGUGAUGGGGGAUGAAGGGAGAUAAUGGUGGAAUAACAGAAAGUGAUGGGGAGUGAAGGAAGUGACUUGAAGUGAUAAAGAGUGAAGGGAGGUUAUGGAAGGGUAACAGGAAGUGAUGGGGAGGGAUAGGAAAUGAUUUGGGAUGAUGGGGAGUGACAAAGGGAUGGUGGGAAGUGAUGGGAACUGACAGAGAUUGAAGGGAGGUUGACUGAGAGUAACAGUAAGGGAAGGAGAGUGGUUUGGUGUGACGGGGGAGUGAAGGGCAGUGACGAGGGUGAUGGGAAGGUGAAAGAGAGUGACAGGAAGUGAAGAGAAGUGAAAUGUGAUGAUGGGAGGUGACAGGAAAUGAAGGGAGGGUGACAGAAAGUGAAGGGAGAGUUGACAGAGUGACAGGGAAGCAAACAGAGGUGAUGGGAGGUGAUAGGAAAUGAAGGGGGAUGAUGGAAGUGACAGGGAGUGAACAGGGGUGAUGGGAAUUGAAGGGAGGGUUGACAGAGUGACAGGAAGUGAAGGGAGGUGAUGGGGAGUGACGGGAAGGGAUUUGAAGUGACGUAGGGUGCCAGGGUGAUGGGGGAGGAACAUCGGGGGGGAGCCUUGCGUGUCUGUGCCAAAGGGUGUUGUACAUUGCCAAUAUAUCACUGUACAGAGUUGAUUGUGACUCUUUUUGACUUCAUUGUUGUUAUUUUGUGUUGAUUUUGAGCCAGUGUCAUAUCACAAGCUUUUUUUUUUUUUUUAUUUGUAAGUUCAUUUUUUUGUUUGGUGUGUUUGUUUUAAGCCAGUGUAGACUCGGCUUCCUAUUUAUCGUAGUUUAUUUUCUUUGUGUCUCAGUGAAAGGUUAUGUUAAUCAGCUGUUAUGUGCUUGUUUUGUCGCUGAAGCUUUCCUAUGUAUUAAUUAAUAGAUUCCUGCUAUAUGUACGUUUAUUUAUGCAUUUUCGGAGGCUGUCGUUGAAGAUUCAGAGAGUGUACGUAUGUGUGUGUGUGAGAAAGACUUUGAAUUCCCAAGAGGUGGUUAAGACACUGUGUGAAUAUUGAAAUGUGAAAUGAUUUAAGUUCCAAGGUAUGUGUAACUCUCAAUACAAAGAUAGUUAGUCAAGACACAGUGUAAAGAUAAGAAGAUGAAAUAAUUGAAGUUCCGAGAUAUGUACAACUUUCAAAACAGAGAGAAUAAGGUCAAGAAUAAGGUGAAUAUUAGAAGUUAAGUUUCCAUGUGUGUGUGUGUGUGUGUGUGUGUGUGUGUAAAACUUUCAAAACCGAGAGAGAGAGAACUGGUGAAGACUGUGACUAGAGGAACAUGACAUGAAAGAUGGUGCUUUUAACCUUACACUAGAGCAGAUCAUGCCUUACUGUACAUCCUUGCCCAUCCAUUACCACAUCCAGCUUCACCAGACAUACUUGAUCAGUACGUUUUGCACUAAAUGAUUAUAUAGUCACCUGUAGUGGAAUAAGUUAUCUAAGCGAAUAUAUCUUACUUUAUUUAUAAGGCUAGUAUCACAGCAUAGAGUUACAGAGUUAGUCAGGGAUUACGGGGACUAGAGGGGCUAGGUGAGGGGCCGGAGGGAGGAGUCACUAGAGAGAAUGUAAAUAAGAGGAGCUGAAGGGAAUCUAGAUGAAAGAGAGUAUAGGAAAAGUGAAGUAGUGAUAGAUGAAAAGAAGUGAGAAUUGGUGUAGAGAACAAGAAGUAAUAAGGAAGUAGAGUAAUAUGAGGGAGGGUUUAAAGUCCGCAAGAAAUCAGAAGACAAACGGGAGUAGUUUUUAGUGGUAUAGAGUGAAUGAAUGUAGGAAAUGUGUGAAGAUAUCUAAGUCCAAGAAGAUUCAGGUGAGUAAUAGGAGUUAGUGAAGCAAAGAUAGAGACUAGAGAAGGUCGUAGAAGAUUUGAUAGAUAGAAGUCAAGUUGAGAAGAGGGAAUAGUGAAAGAGAAAUUUAUAGAUACAGUAGAGGAGACUUGUGGACUGAUAAAUAGAUAGAUAGAGCUACAAAUAAAUAAAGUACUGAAAGGAAGAUAGAUAACACAUGUACCAUAGAAAAAAUUAUUAAGAACAGAUAGAUAGAUAGGUAAAUAAGAUAGAAAUAAAAGAAAGUGCUAUAAGAUAUUAAUGAAUGGUGCAAUAGGAAGGUAAACAAACAACUAUUAGUUCUUGUAGCCAGAAAACCAGUCAGUACUAGGCAUUUGAAGGACACCACUCUUAAAUCCCAGGAGAUGAGGAAGGGGGAAAGUGUGGUAGGAGUGAAAGAGAGAGUAGUCACAUCAAGCACUUAAACUGAUUGUGGUUCUGGCUACAAGGAUGACCAGGAACCAGUUGUCUUUGUACGUGGGUUUAGAUUACUGAUUGUGAUAUGUGGAAGGCGGAUUAGAAGAGUGUUGAUUUAUAUAAAGGUGCUGUAAAUAUUUGAGAUGUAAGGUUAUGGGAUGAGGGAGGCAAUAUUGGUAAGAGGAAACUGUGGAGUAAGAAAUUAAAUAGAAGCAUGGAAUUAGGAGGCAUGUUGGAAAAGAAUAGUUUGUGAGGUAGAAUGAGAAAUAUAGAUGGAAAAGUGAGUGUGGUUGACAGAUUGGGAAAGGAAAAGAUAAUUACUAGUUUUAAAAAAGGUACAAUGAAACAAAGAAGAGAAGUUUAGCAGUUAUAGAAUGGAUAAUGUGUAGUGGAGGACCUACUUUUGAUAGAAUACACAAAUUUUGAUAGUCUAGGGAAGGUGAAGUGAAGUUUGUGAGGGAAAGAAUAGAAGCAGGAAUGAAAUUAAUUGUGAGAAGAUAGAAUGGAAUGAGGAAUAGUUUAUGAAAGAGUAGAUGUGAAAAUAGAAAAUCCUCAUGAGAUUGUUGGGAAAUUAAACAAAAAGAAGAACAGUUUAUGAAAAAGUUGGCAUAGUAAAAGAAAACCCUAUAAAGAAAUUUGAAGAGGCAGAAUUGAAAGAGAAAGUUUAUGAAAGAAUUGGUGUACAGAUAAAAAUAGUCUUGAGGGUAGAAUUGGAAUGUUUAUCAGAGAGAAUAGAUUUGCAAGGUCCUCAUUAGAUACACUUACACUGCAUCCAUGGGUGUGUGUGAGUGUGAGUGAAAUGUGGUGCCAAGACGAGUGUUGGCUUGCUUCACAGAAAGACAAGGCUGAGAGACAGAAGACAGGGAGGCAGGGUGUGUGUACAGGAAGGCAGGGAAGCAGUGUGUGUACCAUGCAGGGAACAAACCUUUCCAUGAAGACCAAAGCGAACAAAAUAUUGAAUAAUCGUCAUGCGUUUUGUUACCACAGUGUACUAUAUCAGUUUGUCCUUUCCCCCUUCAUUCCAGGAGUAACAAGUCAUCUGUAUACUGUUACAACUCACAUUCCAUAAAAUAUAUGAUCAUUAAUUA
Molecule: messenger RNA, 11429 nt
Organism: Portunus trituberculatus (swimming crab)
Lineage: Eukaryota; Metazoa; Arthropoda; Malacostraca; Decapoda; Portunidae
Product: protein FAM91A1-like
Molecular function (GO): protein binding
Source: RefSeq, a predicted model, not a curated record